UUUUACAGGUUCUUUUUGUAAUUUUGAGUAAGCUUCCAGGAGACUAUGAAAGAUUAUGAUGAACUUCUCAAAUACUAUGAAUUAUAUGAAACUAUUGGAACAGGUGGUUUUGCAAAGGUCAAACUUGCCUGCCAUAUCCUCACUGGAGAAAUGGUCGCUAUAAAAAUCAUGGAUAAAAAUGCACUAGGGAGCGAUUUGCCCCGCGUCAAAACGGAGAUCGAUGCCUUGAAGAACCUGAGACAUCAGCAUGUAUGUCAACUCUACCAUGUGCUAGAGACAGCGGACAAAAUAUUCAUGGUUCUUGAGUACUGCCCUGGAGGAGAGCUGUUUGACUACAUCAUCUCCCAGGAUCGCCUGUCGGAGGAGGAGACCCGAGUCGUCUUCCGGCAGAUAGUGGCUGCGGUUGCUUACGUACACAGCCAGGGCUAUGCUCACAGGGACCUCAAACCAGAAAAUUUGUUGUUUGAUGAAUAUCAUAAAUUAAAGCUGAUUGACUUUGGUCUCUGUGCGAAACCCAAGGCAGAUGUUUGGAGCAUGGGCAUACUCUUAUAUGUACUUAUGUGUGGCUUUCUACCAUUUGAUGAUGAUAAUGUCAUGGUUUUGUACAAGAAGAUUAUGAGAGGGAAAUAUGAGGUUCCUAAGUGGCUCUCUCCCAGUAGCACUCUGCUUCUUCAACAAAUGCUACAGGUGGACCCAAAGAAACGGAUUUCUGUGAAAAAUUUGUUGAGCCAUCCCUGGAUCAUGCAAGAUUACAACUGUCCUGUUGAGUGGCAAAGCAAGACUCCUUGGCAAUAUGAUCACCUCACAGCUACCUAUCUUCUGCUUCAAGCCAAGAAGGCUCGGGGAAAACCAGUUCGUCUAAGGCUUCCUUCUUUUUCCUGUGGACAAGUCAGCGCUACCCCCUUCACAAACAUCAAGUCAAAGAAUCUGAGUCUAGAAGAUGUCACCACAGGUGAUGAAAAUGAUGUGGCUGGAUUAAUAGACCAGGAAUGGUGUGCAGACAAUUCAUCAACAGGUGUGACUACUCCCCAAACACCACAGUUUGCCAAGCAUUGGACAGAAUCAAAUGGUCUGGAAUCUAAAUCAUUAACUCCAGUAUUAUGCAGAGCAUCUGCCAAUAAAUUAAAGAACAAAGAGAAUGUAUAUACUCCUAAGGCUGCUGUAAAGAAUGAAGAGUGCUUUGUAUUUCGUGAGCCAAAGACUCCAGUUAAUAAGAACCAGCAUAAAAGAGAAAUCCUCGCUACACCAAAUCGUUUCUCUACACCCUCAAAAGCUAGAAACCAGUGCCUGAAGGAAACUCCAAUUAAAAUGCCAGUAAAUUCAGCGGGAACAGAGAUGUUAAUGACAGGUGUCAUUAGCCCUGAGAGGCGGUGUCGCUCAGUGGAAAUGGAUCUCAACCAAGCACAUGUAGAGGAAACUCCAAAAAGAAAAGGAACCAGAGUGUUUGGGAGCCUUGAGAGGGGGUUGGAUAAGGUGAUCACGGUGCUCACCAGGAGCAAAAGGAGGGGCUCGGCCAAAGACGGGCCAAGACGACUGAAGCUGCACUAUAAUGUGACUACAAGCAGAUUAGUGAAUCCAGAUCAACUCUUGAAUGAGAUAAUGUCUGUUCUUCCAAAGAAGCAUGUUGACUUCGUACAAAAGGGCUAUACACUGAAGUGUCAAACACAGUCAGAUUUUGGCAAAGUGACAAUGCAGUUUGAACUAGAAGUGUGCCAACUUCAAAAACCCGACGUGGUGGGUAUCAGGAGGCAGCGGCUCAAGGGUGAUGCCUGGGUUUACAAGAGAUUAGUGGAAGACAUCCUGUCCAGCUGCAAGGUAUAACUGAUUGCUGGCUUCCAUCCUGCGGUAUGAGUAUGGGUGUGAUACAGCCUAUGUGGAGACUGGGGUGAUUGGUCCAUUGGAACUACAAACUCAUUUCUAAAGAGCUAUCUUAAAGACCAAUAUCUUUUUGUUUUCAAACAAAAGAUAUCAUUUUGUGGGUGAAUCUAAGGCAAGCCCAUCUGUCAUUAUCUGUUAUCAUCUUUUUUAAUCAUAUGGCUUUGUAUAUUAAUAACUGUUGCCUUUCCUAGAUUCAGUUCCAUAUGUGAAUGUACGCUCUUAACUAUGUCUCCUUUUAAUGUGUAAUUUCUUUCUGAAAUAAAACCAUUUGUGAAUAUA
Messenger RNA from Ceratotherium simum simum (southern white rhinoceros), 2157 nucleotides. NCBI's taxonomy places the organism in Eukaryota, Metazoa, Chordata, Mammalia, Perissodactyla, Rhinocerotidae. The record is from RefSeq and is a predicted model, not a curated record.